Molecule: messenger RNA, 2063 nt
Organism: Pangasianodon hypophthalmus (striped catfish)
Lineage: Eukaryota; Metazoa; Chordata; Actinopteri; Siluriformes; Pangasiidae
Product: E3 ubiquitin-protein ligase NEURL3
Exons: 4
Coding region: 655-1494 (279 amino acids)
Molecular function (GO): ubiquitin protein ligase activity
Source: RefSeq, a predicted model, not a curated record
UGCCAGUCAAUCAAUCAAACUAUGUACGUAUGUAUGUAUGUAUCUAUCUAUCUGUCAAUCAAUCAAUCAAACUAUGUAUGUAUGUAUGUAUGUAUCUGUCAGUCAGUCAGUCAGUCAAUCAAUCAAUCAAACUAUGUAUGUAUGUAUGUAUGUAUGUAUCUGUCAGUCAGUCAGUCAGUCAGUCAAUCAAUCAAUCAAACUAUGUAUGUAUGUAUCUAUCUAUCUAUCUAUCUACCUACCUACCUGUCUAUCUAUCUAUCUAUCUAUCUAUCUAUUUAUUUGAUCAGGAAGCAUGAUCCGGUGCCAGAGCGUGCGUUAGCCGUUUGCAUGAAGCACUUUUUCCAACACGGGAAGUUGCAUCACGUGUUCAGUGUUUACGGGAAACAUGCCAUUCGAAACUGCUCAGCUCAUCCGGCCACAUUGGAAGUUAGUACUUUUCCAAGACCCGCCCCUCCCGCUUUUGGCUCCUCCUACUUUCGCUUUCGGGCCAGUGGUGAGCAAUGUUUUGAGUUCAAACCCACAGCACGUGCUGAGAUGCAGUAUAAAUUCAGACACACACACCCCUGUGUUUGCAAACGGACUAUCUGUAAUCGCUAGUGGAAGUACAGCACUUCUCAGAGUGUACUUAUUCUGGUUAAGAAGAAGAAAACAAAGAUGGCACGUAAGGCCAAAGUCACUGGUCGCUCGUGCACGUGCGGAAACAGCUGCCUGGGUCCGCUCACCUUUCACCCCGAGGUCAAGGGGCAGCACGUGAAGCUGAGUGCAGGCGACCGGCGCGCGACCAGGAACCCGCUGUCGUUCCGUCACGGUGUGACUUUCAGCAGCCGGCCCCUGCGAGUCGGGGAGAAAGUGCGCAUGCGCGUGGAGCGCUCUGUCUCGGCGUGGCACGGCGCGCUCCGGCUCGGCUUCACCAGCGUGCCGCCCGGCUCCGGCCCCAUGUGUUCUCUGGCCAUUCCCGACCUCACCGACCGACCGGGAUUCUGGGCGACCCCCGUACCGGAGAAUCACAGCUCCCCGCGCACCGAGCUGACCUUCUGGGUGACGCGCGCCGGAUACCUGCGCAUCCAGACGCAGGACGGGUUUGAGCACGAAGAGAAAAUGUCGCAGAUGGACACGAGCAAGCUGAUCUGGGCCAUGAUCGACGUGUACGGCCAGACAAGCGCUGUCCUCUUACUGGGCUCGGAGAAGAAGACGUUAUUCUGCACGCGCCGCUCCUGCUCUGCUCCCAUAAUCAGUGCUACAGAGGAGAACUGUGGCUAUGACCAGAUCCCUGAAUGGAUCCUGGAGAGGAUGAUGAACAGAAGGAUUCUAGACUUGGAUCCUCCAUUCUGUCAGAGCAAAGCAGAUAAUGAAGAGCUCUGUGUAGUGUGCUACUCUGAGACUGUCAGCGUGUGCCUGGAUUGCGGUCACUCCUGUUUGUGCCCUCAGUGUGCCGUCAGGGUCAUCAGAGACUUUGGGACGUGCCCUUUGUGUCGGCAGUGCAUUCGCAACUAACAUGGAAAAAGAGAGAGAGAGAGAGAGAGAGAGAUAAUGUAUAGAAUAAUGUAUAAUGUAUAAAUAUUGAAAACUACUGUAUUAUAUUCUGAUGUAAAUAUUUUGUACAGAGUGUGUAAAUAAAUAAAGCUUUUAUAUAUUAAUAUAUUUAUUAAAUAUAAAGGUGUAAGUGUGAUUUGUUUGAUCUGGACCCCACCUUCUAUUACAUGUUACUGUGCAACACUAGAGGGCAUAAGUGCACUCAGUAGUGCGCUGUAAUGGUGUCAUGGGUUUUCACACACUCUCCUGCUGGAAGAUUAUAUGACUUAUUCGACAACUCUAGACCUGUAGAUGUAGACAUAAACUCUAAACUCUGCCAUUUAGGGGAAUCCAUGUCAUUGUAUCUGUGCUCUAAAGAUCAUGUUUUUAGUUUUCUUUUAGGCUGUAAGGAAACUCCAAGGUGAGUCUACAUGACAUCACUGUGUUUUCCCCAAACAUUUUAGGCAACAUUAAGACACUUACCUGUUCCUGUACAGGCACGAAAGUAAGUUCUGAUGGAAGACUGGGUUGUAUGGCUUUUUUAUUUAUUU